This is a messenger RNA of Aspergillus mulundensis, 1194 nucleotides long. RefSeq lists its product as uncharacterized. The record is from RefSeq and is a predicted model, not a curated record. The coding region runs from base 1 to 1194 and encodes 397 amino acids. NCBI's taxonomy places the organism in Eukaryota, Fungi, Ascomycota, Eurotiomycetes, Eurotiales, Aspergillaceae. The transcript has 2 exons.
AUGGCCCAGCGACGCGAUCUGGCGGCUCUUGUGGAGCGAAUCUGCAUCCACCCGUAUUUACUGCAGAGCGUUGGCAAGGGAAAGAAGAUCAGCAAGUUGCACCUCCUCUGGGGUAGCAAUUUCAUGCAAUGUCUUGCGGAACAAGAAUCAUUUAGCGAAAACGAAGUCCAGGACGCCUUCCGCCAACUUGCGCGGACUCUGAAGGUCCGGAAUAUCAUGGAGUGCCUUUCUGCGGCUGACUUGCUUACGGCUUUGAUUGUGAUCCUCCCGAAUUUGCAACAUUGUAGCAUGCAGGUUGAUCCCCUUCACGGGGAGAUUGUGCGUGCUGCUGGGGGGAACUCCGAAGACUCAGUGAGGCUUUUUGAUCUUGGGCAGCGUGCUGGGGCUUUGUUAGCGGUUUGCCCUGGACUCGAAACGCUCAAUAUCCAUACGUGCGGCGGUGUUUGGCAGAUGCCCCCCUUGCCGAACCUCAAGACUCUCAGUCUCACGUUCAGCCAACUGACUGCCGAAAGUCUUGAACGGUUGCUGUCGUGUUGUACGGGGCUGCGCAGCUUCACCUUUGAAGGAGACUGGCGCACGUCAGGCUGGUGGACUGAGCAAUUUGCUGGCUCUCGGAACUUCCAGCCCUCAUUCGCAGUGAGAGCUCUUGGCCGUCACUCUGCAACACUUGAGUCCAUCCACAUCGACCUUCGCGGCCGAAGCCCGCAUAAACAACCCUGGCAACUGUGGCGUGACGUCUUCAGCUUCAAGGACUCCUCUGCGCUGAAGCAUUUAUUCAUCAACAUGGACAGGUCGCUCUGGGCGGGAGAAGAAGAUUAUCACCUCCUCGUUCAACUUCUACCCUCAAGCAUUUUAUCGCUGUCCCUUGCCCAUACCAUCACAAGCUAUCUUCCUUUCCUUGAAAGCGGCCUGCUCGGACUCGCCGACGCUGUUUCCGGAGGACAGUUCCAGGAGCUGAAGCAGGUAACUUGGGACAUGGCAGAGACACUGGACGAUGAGGACACUGUGAUCUCGAAGUUCGCCGCGGCCGGCGUUGCCUUUGAGUUUGGUAGUUGGUCGCAGACAAAAUCCACGCUUGGCUUCGGCGAUUACCAGCCAGAACCCCAUCCUGGGUUUUAUUGUUAUGGCCCGGAUGCUUUUCCUGCUGUUUAUCAACCGUUGCCGGACCCGAACGAUCCCGAUAUUGAUCUCUGA